Hypanus sabinus (Atlantic stingray) is the source of this 3898-nucleotide messenger RNA. Its product is annotated as tumor necrosis factor ligand superfamily member 10-like. The transcript is spliced from 5 exons. The record is from RefSeq and is a predicted model, not a curated record. NCBI's taxonomy places the organism in Eukaryota, Metazoa, Chordata, Chondrichthyes, Myliobatiformes, Dasyatidae. Gene Ontology annotation, cellular component: membrane. Gene Ontology annotation, biological process: immune response. Gene Ontology annotation, molecular function: tumor necrosis factor receptor binding. The coding region runs from base 726 to 1667 and encodes 313 amino acids.
GAUGCUGCCUGGCCUGCUGUGUUCCACCAGCAUUUUAUGUAUGUUGUUUGAAUUUCCAGCAUCUGUAGAUUUCCUCGUGUUUGUUCCCCAUCGGCCCCGACUGAACCUGCCGUCAGCAGCUCGCCAAAGCUCUCUACCCUUGGACAGUCUUUCAAGUUGUCCCCGGGGGUGGCCAUCUUCGAAAAUCCUCCCUCUCUCAGGGACGAGGUCUUUGCAGUUUCUGGUGGCGAGAAAGUGGCAGGUUUGCUGCAUCCAUGCCCAACACUCCUCCUUUCGCAUCGGGAUCGUUCGGGGAGGAGUUCUAAUCAACUUCGGCGUUCUGAAAUUUUCUGAAAAGCCAAACAAUUGUAAUAACUUGCUGCAAAUAUAUAAGACGUAAUGAAAUGCAAUUGAAAUAAGACUGAGAUUCUUCUUCAACUGUUGGGAAGAUGGCAGUCUUGGGUAAAUUAUUUGUCGUUCGCCGAUCAGUUUAUAUUCUAAGUAAAUUUCCAUGCUUAAAUUUAAAAUAUGAGAAUAAUCGAAACUUAAAGGGCAGAUCGGGUGUCGAGAUCCUUAUGAAAAUCAUCGUGUUGACUGGAAUCCGCUCAAUUCUGCAGCCAGUGAUUUUCAGCAGCCGAGUGUCUCCUCCUAUCUAGACACACCCACAACAGAUCGCGGAGUUUUUUGUUAAGUUUAUUUCCUUCCAGUAAAGCGGAUAACCAUAAUUUAUUAAUCCUUGUGAUGCGAUGGCUGGACAAUACUCCCGAUCUUGCAGUUCGGAAUCGGCGGCUCCGAUGAUUUCGCCGAGCCCUCGAACCUCCGUAAAUUCCAAACUGUUUCUGGCAGCGGCGGUCGGCGGCUUAGUUUUGUUUUUAUUGCAAGCAGUUGCGAUUGCGGGAUUGUCUCUGUAUUUCACAAAGGAAAUCGCACAGGGUAAGAAUCAGACAGCUUCCCGGGAGCUGUGGUGUUUAAAUAAUCCCGAGAAACUUCAACUGCUAAUCACUGAAGAGACUGAAGACAUAGACAACCAGAUCAGAAAAGAUCCCUGUUGGAUGCUGGCUAACAAAAUUAGAUUACUUGCAAACAAGGUAUCAGAAGAAGUUAGCAAGCAACAUAUAAUUAAAGAUUUAAUAGACAAACUACCUCCAGACAUUGUGAAGUCUGCAGUGCCGUUGGAGAAUAGAGCGAUGCAGAGUCCCUCUGCACAUCUCACUGUGAGAUUUGGUUCACUGCAAGGUUCACCCGACUUUCUGGACAGAUCAUGCCGCCACCUUGUGAAAUGGGGCAUUGGAAAAGGGUUAUCACACAUCCACGACAUGACAAUCAAUCAUGGAAAAUUGCGAGCCAGUCAAAUGGGCAGGUAUUAUGUUUAUUCCCAGACGUUUUUCAGAUACAAGCAUGAGGACACAGCUGAUUAUGAAGACCAUUCUGCAAAACCCAAUGAGCAACUGCUUGUGCAGUGUAUAUACAAGAUGUCUACUUCCUACCCAUCACCGAUCCUCCUCAUGAAAAGCGUAGGAACAAAAUGUUGGGCAGCAAAUGCUGAGUAUGGUAUGAAUUCCAUCUACCAAGGAGGACUUUUUGAAUUAGAAGCUGGUGAUGAAAUAUUCGUAACUGUCUCUGACAGAGAGUUGAUGGAUGAUAAUGAGGUAUCUAGCUACUUUGGAUCCUUUAAACUGGAUGUGUAAGAUUGAAUGAGAUAUCAUUUUAUAAAGAGCUACUUGUUCAAAAUGAAUUCAUUGAAUCAAACAACUACCAUAAAAUCAGUUUUACUGGUCUUUUGUCCAAAACUUGAGCUAACUUGAGGAUUGUCUAUAAGAAUUUUACUUUCAGUUGAGUAAAAUGUGUUAAAUGACCAAUAUAGCUCAGUUCAGAAAGAUCUUUGUUAUCUACUUCACACAGCUGGUAUAUAGAGCUCCGGCUAUAGUAGUCAAAAAACUGAAUGAACUCUUCUCUGAUUUUGUGGAAGUACCAAAGCUCCUGCUAUGCCUAAACUUCCCCUCUCAAAAUACAGAUGCACUUGUGUGGUAAAUUGAGAUAUUUCCCCACAAACAAAUAAGUCACUCAUUAGCAGUUGAUAAUGGAGAACAGGGGAAAGUAUCUGCUAAAAGUAGAAAGUGGAGCCACAGUCUGUGCUUGAAGGUUAAAAAAUCCAUGCUUCAAAACAUCCCUACACCACAGGAAGGUGCCGAAGAUAUGGAUUAAGAGAAUUGCACUGUUAAAGAGUUUUGGCACUGAUAAAUAAAUUUGUAGAAGUGUUACAGGAGUCGAGACUUUCUCUUACACAAAUACACUAAUACCAUAGCCAGUCCCUGAUGCCUUUUGAACUGUUUGUUUGAUUUCCUGCUUUAUACAUUAAAUGGAAAUGUCAACAUUCUUGCUUCUAACUUAAGCUUUUAUCCCCCUUCACGUGGUCCCUUUUGACUCUUCUACUCAUCUUCCAAUUUCUGCAAAUGGGCUACUGAAAAACAUGCAUGCCCAACAACAUUUCCAACUGGCUUCCAUGUCAUUCUAGUCCACUCUCCCCAUUCCUUUGUUUGUUUUACUUAAGUCUUUACCUAAUGACUUCUACCUAAGUCAUUCCACAACUGAUUUCCCUCCAGUCUUCCCUCCCACCUUUCUAUCCUUCCAAGAACUCAUUUACCUUAUUUCCUCCAUAUCUCAGAUAUUCUCAGCUUGUUGCAAUGACCAAAUGUAUCUUCUUUCUUUUCAGAAUAUUAAAACAGUGUUCUUCAUCAGCUGGCCCCUCCCACAAUACAGUCAUAUAAAUGGAUGGCAGAAGCAACGUUUGACUUGCUUCUUCCUUAGCAUCCGCUGAACCAAGGGAACAAGCAAUUUACUUAUUUUCCACCAAGUUAGCAAUCUCUGCUCAUGAUGCAACCUCCAUUAGUUUAGGGAAACCAAAUUUACAAUAGGUGAUAAACACAAAAGAUUCCGCAGCUGCUGGAGGGACUCAGAAGAUCAGGCAGCAUCUAUGGAGGGGAAUAAAGAGUCAAUAUUUCAGGUCAAGGCCUUCAGCAGGGCUGGAAGAGGGAAAAAAACAGAAUAAGAAGUUGUGGGGAGGGGAAGGAGAACACACUGGCAGGUGAUGGGUGAAGCCAGGUGAGGGGGAAGGUGGCAGAUUGGGUGAGGCUGAUCUAGAAGAUUUUCAUUUUAAUUCCUCUCACACACACAGUUUAGCCUCUGGCAGCACUGCAGUGCUGAUCUAUUGGAAGCUUGAAGACAUAAUUUCAUCUUUUGGCCCAGGAACUUCCAAUUUUAAAGCUAAUGCUAAGUUCAGUAACCUCAGGACAAAACUUUACAUUCCACUAUUUCAUACCAUGAGCUGGUAGUAGUUCUGAAAUUGCCAUUUAAAGCUUAUGCUAACUUCUGUUAUUUCAAACCAUUACUCUUUAUUGUCUUUUAAUCACUGCAGUUUGUCUUCCAUUGUAUCACACACCUCAACUUAUUUUCUCUCCCACAAUGACCUGUACCUCUAUCUCUCCCUCUACUGUAUUCAUUUUUUCUUUAUUUACAGCCAGACAACACCUUACAUGCCCAAUUUCUUACAGUUUUGACAAAAGAAAGAUGCUGACCUAAUUUUAAUGUAGGUCCUCUUCUCCCAGAUAAUAUUUGAUGCUACUGUGUACUUCUGGCAAUUUAUUUUUAUUUCAUUCCAGAGAAGGGAAUAAUUGAGAUUGAUUCAAAAUUAUUUUAGCAUGUCCAAGAUUCCUAUUUUAUCAAAUAAAUACUGCAUUUUGUUUGAAAACUAUAACUGCAUGUCUUUUUCAGUGUUAAAGGUAAUUGCUCAUCACCCACGUAACAUCUGUUUAUACCAGUUCCUGUGUAUUUUGUACAUACUGUACUCUUUUACUGAUGAUGUAUCAAUACAAGGUAUCAGUUUCAAUGUACCAGAUUUGGAAUAAACUGUACUCAUUAA